This is a messenger RNA of Lentinula edodes (shiitake mushroom), 975 nucleotides long. RefSeq lists its product as uncharacterized. The transcript is spliced from 3 exons. The record is from RefSeq and is a predicted model, not a curated record. The coding region runs from base 1 to 975 and encodes 324 amino acids. Lineage: Eukaryota; Fungi; Basidiomycota; Agaricomycetes; Agaricales; Omphalotaceae.
AUGCUUCAAUCUCCAAUUUCGUUUUUUCUGUCUACAUUCGUUCUGGUUUUCACUUUUCUCGGGGUGUCAGCCGCCCCUGCAACAAAUGCAAUGAAAUUCGAUUACCAACAGCUUGCCAUCCAGCGCCAAUACAAGAAUAAGCUCACGUAUGGCUCCUCCAUGAGCGCAGACGAAACCUGGAUGCUCUUUCUUGGCCAAAGAUGUGCCCUCCAUGCAAACGUCGCAAUCGAGGAGACUCAAGCCACACUGAUACCCAGUCUAGAUGGACAAGCCCAACGGUACAGACCAAUAAAAAGUAAUGUAGGAUGGUUGGGAGUAUAUGCCAACUUCUCAGGUGCGAAGGCUGCGUUAACUGUCAAGGAGGAAAUGCUUGCCAGUAGUUUACUCCUUGGUGUUGACACAAACUUAGAGAUGCUGAAUCAGGCAAUCAAAUUCCUUCUUAAAAAAGGAUUACUUUGGAAGGAGGAUGAGAAUGGGCAAAGAGAGCAAGUAACAGACGUACCGAGAUGGAAUGACCUUUAUACAAAAAUGAAGCUUACUAAGGGUCCAGCUGGAGCAAGCCUGGCUCAUCCGCAAUCCGUCAUAAUGUAUACGACAGUUGGCGGCAAGGAAGCCUGGAUCAUGUUCAUCGGUGAACAUUAUGCUUUUAGAGCCAAAGGGGAACAGGACCAAGACACACUAGAGGCAACAGAGGUUCCGAGUCCUGAACUGCUCGAAGGUCCAUUAUAUCCAUUGGGUACUUCCGUCCAUUUCAAAGAUGAUGCGGCUAUGCAAGGUGCUUUCCGCAAGAUACGCGCUAUCCGUCCUCGUUCGAAGUUGGUUUUCAUCAAGCAGGCUUUAGAAGUGUUGUUGGAAGAAGGGGCGCUAUUUGAUCUAAAAGGAAAGCAGCAUAGUUCUGUGGAUGCGAUGUACAGUGACUUCAAAACAUCAGUGGAACGAAGAAAAGCUUAUCGUAAACCGACAACGAGAGGGUAG